This is a messenger RNA of Exophiala spinifera, 222 nucleotides long. RefSeq lists its product as uncharacterized. Bases 1 to 222 code for a protein of 73 amino acids. The record is from RefSeq and is a predicted model, not a curated record. NCBI's taxonomy places the organism in Eukaryota, Fungi, Ascomycota, Eurotiomycetes, Chaetothyriales, Herpotrichiellaceae. The transcript has a single exon.
AUGUUAAUCGCUCGCCGUUUCUCAGUCACCAACUUCGUCAUCGCAUCCUCCGCCCUCGCCUUCCAGGUCUUUGUCCUGUACCCGUGGCACAACAAGCUCGACGAGGAUUUCGAGAAACUGAAGCAAGAGAACACCAGGCUCUUGGCAGAGGUCGAGAAAUCACGUCUUCAGGAUCUCAAGGAGAUCAAGGAAUCCUUCAGCAAACUGCGCGCUGCGAACUAG